GAUUUUCAUCCACUUUCUACAAGUCUAGUUCCUGACCACGAACUCGCUUAUAAAUGCAUGGUGCCUUCGACACCAGACCAAAUCUUCCUUUUUUUCCCGUAGACCGUCAAAAUGAAGCAGGAGUUGUGUCACUUUAGUGGGUAUAAAAUCCACCCUGGCCAUGGCAUUCGAUUCGCAAGAGUCGAUGGCAAGGUCUUCAACUUUGUCAACAACAAGAGCCUGGCCUCCUUCAUGAUGAAGCGCAACCCGCGGAGGAUCAACUGGACCGUCCUGUACCGCCGCAAGCACCGCAAGGGCACCCAGGAGGAGAUGACCAAGAAGAGGACGCGACGCACCACCAAGUUCCACCGCGCCAUCGUGGGCGUGACCCUGGAGCAGAUCAACGCCAAGAGGAACCAGAAGCCCGAGGUCCGCAAGGCACAGCGAGAGCAGGCUAUCAAAGCUGCAAAGGAGAAGGCAAAGGCAUCCAAGGCUGCCUCCAAGAAAGCCGCCCCAGCCAAGGCUCAGGCCAAGCCCGUGAAGCAGAAGGCCGCCCCUAACCCCAAGACCAAGGCUCCCCGAGUCACGGGCAAGAGAUAAAGCCAUUCUACCCGUUCACAAUCACAUUUAGAAAUAAACAAGAACCUAAAUUAUAUCUCCAGAUGUUCACAUUUCCUCGGUUAUCUCUCCAGAUGUUCAGUUCAUACUCUUUGAGAGUGUACAGAUCUCAAUAAAUCAUGAUCAGUUUUUAGCCUGAAACG
Molecule: messenger RNA, 740 nt
Organism: Patiria miniata (bat star)
Lineage: Eukaryota; Metazoa; Echinodermata; Asteroidea; Valvatida; Asterinidae
Gene: rpl24
Product: 60S ribosomal protein L24-like
Exons: 5
Coding region: 112-579 (155 amino acids)
Biological process (GO): cytoplasmic translation
Cellular component (GO): cytosolic large ribosomal subunit
Molecular function (GO): structural constituent of ribosome; mRNA binding
Source: RefSeq, a predicted model, not a curated record